Messenger RNA from Pseudovirgaria hyperparasitica, 924 nucleotides. RefSeq lists its product as uncharacterized. The record is from RefSeq and is a predicted model, not a curated record. Lineage: Eukaryota; Fungi; Ascomycota; Dothideomycetes; Acrospermales; Acrospermaceae. The transcript has 5 exons. Bases 121 to 924 code for a protein of 267 amino acids.
UGCUUCUUAUUCCCUCAUGUUACAAGGCUUUGAAAAACAGCUGGUCUCAGUAUCGUCACUCUUUUCACAGCAUCAACAAAAACAUAACACAAUCGUUUAGGGAAGAGCAGUUGAAAGAAAAUGCCUCCCUGCGCACAGUGGUUCGCACACAACAACAUGCGAGGACUAUUCGAGACCACUGUCUACAAGUCAACCGUAAUAGCACGCAACAACGCCCAGGUGGAGAAUCUUCCAAGAGUCGCACCACCACAACCAGUCACAGCUGACCCAUCCGGCGGAAUACAUUUCUCCACAGAGCUAUACAUCGGACUCGGAGUCGGACUGGCUGUAGCUGUCGUGGCCAUUGUUGUCGCAUUCAUCGUCAUCUUGUCGAAGCAGAAGAAGGAGUCGAGAGAUCUGACCAUGAUAGGGGACGAAGCGCUAGGCAUCUAUGGAGAGAAAGAUAUAAGUAUAGUUUCGGUCAAGGCUGUUUCGGAUCACGAUGACUCGCGAUAUCUUGCGUCUACUGCAGUCAGAAGACCAGCCUACUUGGAACCAAAGGAUGACCGUCGCUACAGCCUGUUUCUCGACAUAACGGUGGGGAUACGACAACCUCCAGUCUCUCCUGACAAGGGGCGCGCUACCAAGGCAAAGGAUGCAGCAAGUUCAUUUGCAAACCAGUACUCACCGCUUCGUCUCAUACAACUAUGCGAUCUCAAACGACACUGCCACUCUCAUGGCUCUCCAAGUCUAAAGAGGAGUGGUGCCAGCAUCUCCAUUGUCACAAGGGGACUGUGUCGUUUGAUGUUUGGCAAUUUCUUCAGAAUAGUCAAUGCAUGUAUUGGUUAUCAGUAUCUGAAGAUCGAACAAUGGAAACAUCCCUGGGGACAAUCGCAUGAUGAGACCUUUCACAUAGUCCUCCUACACCCCAAAUGGUGCUGUUAG